Messenger RNA from Pseudoliparis swirei, 1864 nucleotides. Its product is annotated as platelet-derived growth factor receptor-like protein. The transcript has 7 exons. Bases 252 to 1412 code for a protein of 386 amino acids. The record is from RefSeq and is a predicted model, not a curated record. Lineage: Eukaryota; Metazoa; Chordata; Actinopteri; Perciformes; Liparidae.
CCCCGAGGGGCCUCGGCCUCCGGGCCCUCAUUGGUCCGGACAGGCCUGAAAGCCUCCAUUGAGCCAGUCGGGAGGAAUUUGGGGCCCUGACGCCGCUCUGAGAGGAGGAGGAGGAGGAGGAGGAGGAGGAGGACGACACUCAACCAGCCGACGGCUCGCUUCAGGAGCUCCUCCCCGGUGUCCGCAGCCCGCUCCCUGUGCCGUACCGACGCUCCACAGACUCCACGUUGACAGAACUCCAGCGGUCCAUCAUGCCUCGGGCGAAGGUGUCGGGGUCCCGCGGGGGGGCGGUGCUGAGCGCGCUGCUCGUGUGCGGCUUCAUCUGCGACUUCGCUCUUUGUCAGGAUGACCCCCACCAGCAGAGGACCGCUCCUCCCGGGAGGAAGCCCAGCAAACCCAAAUCAACCCACAAAGGGCCCCGAGCCGGGACCGCCAAGCCCAGGAUCAGAGCCCCGGCUCCGACGGUCCUCACACAGGUGCUGACCAGAGGGAGGUUCAAGAAGGUGGGCGACUCCAUCCGCGUGCAGGCGGGGGGCGCCUUGGCGCUGAGGUGUCGGGGCCGGCCCGUAAGGUGGAGCGUCCCCAAGUACCUGGAGGAGGACGACGAGGGGCGGCUCAGGCUGGUCCAACACGAGCGGUACGGCGCUCUGACCCUGGUGAACUCCACCGGUGCCGACACGGGGCGCUACACCUGCUACCCCUCCACCUGUGAAGACACCGACUGCAGGAAGGACUACGACGGAGCCGUGUCCGUCUUCGUGUUCUUCCCCGAUCCCCGGGAGCUGUUCGUGCCGUCGUCGGAUUACUACCAGGCCGUCCAGCUGAGGACCAACUGGCCCACGCUGCUCCCCUGCCAGGUGACGUCGCCCGACGCCACGGUGACGCUGCACCGGGAGUUCCCCCCGGCGGAGGUGGCGGUGGACGGGUCGGAGAUCUCCUUCCACGUGCAGAGGGGCUUCACGGUCCACCGGCCGCGGCCGCAUCACGCCGGAGCGCUGUUCUGCGUGGCCAGCCUGGGCGGCCUGAGGCAGAGCUCCACCACCUACAUGCUCAUCUACGUGCACUACCCGGCGGCUCCUCCGGCUCCGGUGGUCCAGGCCUCCUCGGGCUCCGUGGCCAUGGGGGAGAACCUCCGAGUCAGCUGCUCCGCGGUGGGGGAACAGGACGUGGUCGUGGAGUUCACCUGGGAGUACCCCGGACAACAGAUCGGCCGGCCUCUGUACACCCAGGAGAGCGUCGGUCCGGUGGGGGGAGGGGCGGCUCGGCAGCAGGCCCAGUCCGUCCUCCUGGUGGACGAGGUGAGGGCCGUGGACCAGGGGUUGUACACCUGCACCGCCCACAACCUGCAGGGAGCCAAGUCGGUGUCCACCGCCGUGAAAGUGGUCCCCAAGGCCAAAGUCAGGAAACCAUGAGCACCUGAGGAGGCGGAGCUCAGGAGUAACGUGUUCUACCUGUGUGGUUAUGAGACACGAGGGCCAGAACCAGCUGUGAUGAUCAUGAAGCAGAUGUUUCAUUCUUCUUUGAGUGAGAUGUUAUUUCUAUAUUUGAUGCUCUUUUCUUAAUUUUGUGAUAUUUAGUGACAUUUAUUUUGUGCUAAUUAUGUUGAUGAAUAUUGACAUUACAUUUUGAUGAUCACAAUUAUUUGUUGUGAAUAACUUCAUCACUGAAUUUUGAUAGAAAUGUACAGAAAAAGACCGAAAAUAAUUUGUCAGUUGUUUAUUUUAUUUGUUUCAAACUGUUGGAUGAAAUAAAUGUGAUGACUCUUUGAUCUCUUGGAAACUCGGUUUACUUUCACUAAAUUGAAACAGAACAGCUAAUAAAAUGUAAAUAUUUAUAAUAAAAAUAAAUGUUGCAGCGUUACAGA